AUGCCCCGUCUACCUUACGAUCUUUUAUCCUACAUCGUUGAGGCCGUUGAUGACCCGAAGACUCAAUGGGUCCUCCUCACCGUUAGUCGCGAAACGGGUCGAUUCCCCCUAACAGCCAUCUACCGCGAGCUCUCCUUCGACUCGCGCGAUGCCCCCUCGUCCUAUGUCACACGCGAUCCCAAAUACCUGAUAUCCCUCGAAAAAUUGACCAUCGGUGCUGAAACAAACCCACAUCUCCGAUUCACCGCUUCGUUCAAUUUAUUUAGCUACACGUCAAACGACUUGGGCAACAAAUGCCUGCGGGCGCUACUUCCGUUUCUUACCAACUUACGACGGCUGGCGAUCAACUCUAUUUACGUCGACCCCGACACUCUGGGGCUCCUUCCCCCGACAGCGAGACUCACGCAUCUCAUUCUGGGAAGCACGAAUUACUCGUCGUCAUUUGUGGACCUCUUGGCAUCCCAUCCAAAUCUACGUCUAUUCUCGGUAUACCAGUUCGGGGCACCCCUUGGAAGCGAGGAGCGUCCAUACAACGCUGCUAUAUCGCCCACAGCGCUCCCAGAGAUACACUCCCUCAAAUGCCCAAUCAGAAUCGCCAAGCGAUUCGGACAUAGGCCAUCAGUCCACGACGUCUGCUUCACCACCGCGUGGAGCCAGCGCCACACACCGUUUCCCGAAGAGACGGAAGAUGCGAUAGUGAAGGCAUUCCCUUCGGUCCGCGCUGCCUACUUCCCGGAACCGUUCAAUUUCCCCGGAGUCGCUUCGUUGUCCCGAAGGCUCGCAAGCUUGGAGUAUCUGCGAUUGGAUGUAGAUGGGGUAACGGCCCCCUUGCCCUGGAACCUCCUUUCGACGACGAAAUUGAAGUACCUCAGGCUUGUCGGCGACAUGAUCCCGAUGGGUGCGCCCGAGAGAACCGCCCGCUCGGUAUUUGAUGCCAUUGGGGCUAUGGUGAUGGUCGACAUAAGCGAAGAUGAGAAAGACAAGUUUCGGCGCUUCUAUCGUCACUCGAGAACAGGCUUUUCGGUGCAAAUCUGCACCUCACAAUGGCAGCCUUGGUGGGAGAGCGUGCAGCCGGAUAUUGAUAAUGCGUGCCUCCUUGAUCGAGACCGCUUGGUUGGCUAG
This is a messenger RNA of Pleurotus ostreatus (oyster mushroom), 1122 nucleotides long. RefSeq lists its product as uncharacterized. The record is from RefSeq and is a predicted model, not a curated record. The transcript is spliced from 2 exons. Lineage: Eukaryota; Fungi; Basidiomycota; Agaricomycetes; Agaricales; Pleurotaceae. Bases 1 to 1122 code for a protein of 373 amino acids.